AUGGCUACAGCGAACAAGGACCAGACGGCUAAGCCCAGCGUCCUGCGCUCGAUCCUUGCAGGCUCCACUGCUGGAGCCGUGGAGAUUGCAAUUACUUAUCCAGCUGAGUUCGCUAAGACCCGAACACAACUCAACCGCCGACUCGCCGUCGGCGAGAAACUACCAUGGCCGCCAUUUGGCGCCCAGUGGUACGCAGGAUGCACAACUCUCAUCAUUGGAAACUCGCUGAAAGCCGGAAUUCGCUUCGUUGCUUUCGACGCUAUCAAGGCCGCCCUUCAGGAUGAGAAUGGAAAGAUCUCGGGACCAAGGACUGUCGUGGCUGGUUUUGGUGCAGGUUUCACAGAGUCUCUUUUGGCGGUUACACCUUUUGAAAGUAUUAAGACUCAACUGAUCGACGAUCGAAAGGCCGAAAAGCCACGGAUGCGUGGUUUCCUUCAUGGUAGCAAGAUUAUCUGGCAGGAGAGAGGCAUUCGAGGCUUCUUCCAGGGCUUUGUCCCUACUACUGCCCGACAAGCUGCUAACUCCGCAACCCGAUUCACGGCCUAUACCACCCUGAAGCAGUUUGCAGAGGGCUAUGUUGCCCCUGGCGAAAAGCUAGGCACGCUCAGCACCUUUGCUAUUGGAGGAAUUGCUGGAAUUAUCACUGUUUACGUGACUCAACCCCUGGAUACUGUCAAGACAAGAAUGCAGUCUAUCGAAGCUAGCAAAAACUACAAGAACAGCUUCGCUUGUGCGGCCAGUAUCUUCAAGAAUGAAGGAUUCUUCACUUUAUGGUCUGGCGCGGUCCCCCGACUGGCUCGGUUGAUCCUGUCUGGUGGAAUUGUAUUUACUAUGUAUGAAAAGUCCAUGGAGAUGCUGGAUCUCGUGGAUCCUCAGCGUAAGUACCUUUAA
Messenger RNA from Penicillium malachiteum, 891 nucleotides. Its product is annotated as putative mitochondrial tricarboxylate transporter (Ctp). The transcript has 8 exons. Gene Ontology annotation, biological process: mitochondrial citrate transmembrane transport. The coding region runs from base 1 to 891 and encodes 296 amino acids. The record is from RefSeq and is a predicted model, not a curated record. NCBI's taxonomy places the organism in Eukaryota, Fungi, Ascomycota, Eurotiomycetes, Eurotiales, Aspergillaceae.